GAGACCCGCAACAGCAAUUACCAAGCCUUGGUCAACGCCUACUACGAUCUCGCCACCGUCUUUUACGAGUGGGGCUGGGGCUCCUCCUUCCACUUUUCCUACCAACUGCCGCACGAAUCCUUCGACGAGAGCAUCCGCCGGCACGAGUACCAGCUCGCUUCACAGCUCAACGUCUACGAAGCCGAAAACAUUCUCGACGUGGGGUGCGGCAUUGGCGGACCCAUGCGCACCAUUUCCAAGUUGUUGCAGUCGCGCGUCACCGGCGUCACGCUCAACCCUUACCAAGUCACGCGCGGCAACGAACUCAACGCCAAAGACCGGAACGCCAACUGCGAAUCCAUCCAGGGAGAUUUCAUGCAGUUGCCCUUUGACGACCAAGCCUUCGACGCCGCCUACGCCAUUGAAGCUACCUGCCACGCACCCGAUCGCGUGCAGUGCUACGCCGAAGUCUUGCGCUGUUUGAAACCCGGGGCCGUCUUUGCCUGCUACGAGUGGUGUAUGACGGACAAGUACAACGCCAACAACAAGGAACACCAGCGAUUGAAAAAGGAUAUUGAACUGGGCAACGGAUUGCCAGAUAUUAUUGAUCGCGAAGCCUGUCUGCAGGCCAUGCGGGACGCAGGCUUCGAGAUUGUGCGCGCGUCGGACCUUAUGAAUGUCCCGCACGUGCAACCCUGGCAAACGCCGCUGUGUUCGUCGUGGAAUCCGUUGUCCCAACGGUUCCAGUUCAACUGGCUCGGUGGACACCUGACCAACGUGGCGAUUUGGUGCCUGGAAACCUUGUGGUUGGCCCCUCGUGGAACCGUCAAGACCCAAAAGGUCCUGCAAGCUGGUGGCUUUGCUCUCCGCGAUGCUGGAAACGCAGGAAUCUUCACCGUCAUGUACAUGAUGGUGGGACGCAAACCGGAAACGUAA
Molecule: messenger RNA, 915 nt
Organism: Phaeodactylum tricornutum CCAP 1055/1
Lineage: Eukaryota; Bacillariophyta; Bacillariophyceae; Surirellales; Neidiaceae
Exons: 1
Biological process (GO): sterol biosynthetic process
Cellular component (GO): endoplasmic reticulum
Molecular function (GO): sterol 24-C-methyltransferase activity
Source: RefSeq, a predicted model, not a curated record